Messenger RNA from Sphaerodactylus townsendi, 3431 nucleotides. Its product is annotated as zinc finger protein 526-like. The record is from RefSeq and is a predicted model, not a curated record. The coding region runs from base 572 to 3106 and encodes 844 amino acids. NCBI's taxonomy places the organism in Eukaryota, Metazoa, Chordata, Lepidosauria, Squamata, Sphaerodactylidae. The transcript has 2 exons.
GCGGUCAGAGAGCCCCUCCCCCACCCCCUCCUCUUUGAAGAGAAAGGGAGGGAAUGAAUAGCGGGGGGGGCUCCCCCUGGGGGCUGGCCCCCAUCCUUCACCUGUCACCUGAAGGGAUAAGAGAUGGCAGGACCAGCUCCUGGCCCAUCGGCUGCCUCUAGCGCGGAGGGGACGAGGCCCUCCCCCACAGCACUGCUUAUUAUUCAGAGGUUGACUGCCCCGGCUGUUGGAGGCUUCCUCCACGAGUCUGCCUGAGCCACUGCCUUGCUGGCCCAGACGCCGGCCACUAGCAGCAAGCCCCACAGCGGAGUUUCUCGCUGAGGGAAGAAGCGCUUCCCUUUGACUUUUCUGCACCUGUUCUGAGACGCUGCCAACUUAUGGCGACCCUGUCGGGAUUUCGAAGCGAGAGGUGGUUUUGCAGAAUCACAGAGUUGGAAGGGGCCAUGCAGGCCAUCUAGAUUAGACGAGGGGUUUGGAUUUAUACCCCACUUUCUCUCCUGUGAGAAGACACCAGCCAGCUUUCAGAGGCGUUUCCCUUCCUCUCUCCACAAUAGAUAUACUACGAGGGAUUAUGGAAGAAGAUCUGGCUUCUCUGUUCUUCCAGCAACAGUAUAUGUGCUCAGAGUGCGGGCGUCUGUAUAACACGUUGGAAGAGGUUCUGAUCCACCAGGAGGGACACAUAGCAGAACCCUGUGAACUCCCUGCAGCUGCCAGUGCUGAGGACACUGGGCCACAACAGAGUAGCCGUUACCAGUGCCUGGAAUGUGGGUGUGUUCUCUUGUCGCCAGAUGAGCUGCUGGCCCACCAAGAAGUUCACCCCAGGGAGGUGCCAAGCCAACCCCCACCUCCACCAGCUUCCGCAGGGCAGAUCCGCUACCAGUGCAAUGAGUGCAACAAACUGUUUCCCUCCACGAGCCUGUGGCUGGUGCACAGGCAAACCCACCUGAAGCAAGAGACCCCGUGGGAGUCCCAGCUGUCCUCCUGCCAGACAUCUCCUUCACCACCCGCCGGCUUGCCAGUUCUACCCUAUCGGGUUCCCCCCCUACCGGAUUUCCCGCCUCCCGCCCAGCCUGCUCUGCCCAUUCAUCCCUAUGAGUGCUCGGAGUGCACCCGUCUCUUCCUGACACCAGAGGAGCUGCUGGAACACCAAGGUGAGCAUUUCACUGAGAUCGAGAAAGAGAGCGGGGAAGUGCCUGAGGCCACGCCACAGAAGAUCGGAAGUCCACACGCAUCCCCUGUGCCAAGCCCAGAGGAGCCACCGGCAGCCGCUCCCCCUGCUCCGGCCUUCUGCUGCAGCGAAUGCCCGCAGGCCUUUAGUGCAGCAGAGGAGCUGCAGCGGCACCAGCAGGAGCAUCUCGGCACCAGUGAAGAGUUUCUGUGCAGCGAGUGCCAGCGCGGCUUCACCACGGCCAAGCGGCUGUUAGCCCACCAGCGGGUCCACGUGGACGGCACUUAUGAAUGCCCCAACUGCAACAAAAUCUUCAAGAAGGCAGCGUCUCUAGAGCAGCACAUGCGCAUCCACAAGGGGGAGGCACUCUACCUCUGCAUGGACUGCGGGUUGGGGUUCUCCACCGAGAUGACCUUAAUCGUGCACCGCAGGAGCCACACAGCCAACCCCCUGCACCGCUGCCACUGCGGCAAAACCUUCAGCAACAUGACCAAGUUUCUGUACCACCGCCGCACCCACGCUGGGAAGAGCGGGGUGCCGCCCGCUCGUGGGGCCGGAGGGCAGGCACCCAGCCAGCCUUCCGAGCCUCUGCCCAGUGGGGAGUCUGCUGUGAAUGGCUCUUCGUCCUCCUCCUCUGCCAGCACAAGGACGGCUGCCGAGGCGCCCAGCGCUGGCUUCUUGUGCCCUCAAUGCGGCAAGGCCUUUUCCACUCACAUCCGGAUGGUGCGGCACAAGCGGGUGGUGCACGUCCUAGAGCGCAAGCACAAAUGCCCCACGUGUGGCAAAAAAUUCAAGAAACUGGUGCACGUGCGGAACCACCUGCGGACGCACACGGGGGAAAGGCCUUUCCAAUGCUCCGAGUGCGGCAAGACCUUCGUUUCCCAGGCAAACCUGGCCAGGCACCAUGUGACGCACACCGGAGAGCGCCCCUACCAGUGCCAGGUUUGCGACAAGCGCUUCACCCAGUCCUCUAACCUGCGCCAGCACCGCCUCCUGCACACGGCCCCCAACAGAGACGAGGCCCGGUCGCCCGCACACCAAACUGCAAACGCCGACUGCUUGGCCUUCCCUUGUCCGGACUGUGACAAACGCUUCCCACGUCGCCACCUCCUGGAACUGCACCGGCUUAGCCACGCUGGGCCGGAACCCCAGUGCUGUCCAGACUGCGGAGUCCUUGUUAUGUUCACUUCCAAAUCACACGAGCACCGCUGCAGCAAGCGUCGGAAGCGCGCCACAGCGCAGUUUUACCCUUGCCUGUCGUGUGGCAAGUACAUGGGCUCCUUGGCAAAGCUGGCCAUGCACCAGCUGGUCCACUCAGGCCAGCGCCCUCACCUCUGCCCGAUUUGCGGCAAGGCCUUCACUACCGCCAGUGGGCUGAGCCGCCAUCAACAGCGCCACGCCGGCCUGCGGCCUCACAAGUGCCCCAUCUGUGCCAAGAGCUUCGUGGCGGCCUCCGGGCUGCAGCUGCAUCAGCGCAUCCACACGGGCGAACGCCCCUUCCCUUGCCCCGACUGCGGCAAGGCGUUCCGACAGGCCACCCAUCUGCAGGAGCACAGGCGCCUGCACACCGGGGAGCGCCCCUACCUUUGCCCAGACUGCGGCAAGGCCUUUGUGCAGUCUAUGCACUUGGCCGAGCAUCGGCGCAUCCACACUGGCGAACGCCCCCACCCCUGUCCUGUGUGCCCCAAAACCUUUAAGACGCUUUCCAACCUACGCAGCCACCGCAAGACUCACACCCAAGUGGCGGUCGAUCAGGGCGUCCUCCAGUCUGCUGGGUCCUUCGCAGCGACCUGCCAGCCCACCCAUGCUAUCAUGUGCACGGAAUUUGGGGAGGCCAUUGCAAUCAUAGAGAGCACUGAGCCGCUCCCCUUGGGGGGGACGAUAGAGAUUUAUGAGGCAACGCUUGACGGCAACAUCCAUCUUAACGCCUUUGUAUAGGGGCCAAGGUUCUCCUAGCUCUUUUUUUGCAUAGGGGCUCGAUGUUUACCGGCAGGAAGCAGAGCCCAGUUUCCUUCAUUCCAUGCAUCGUUCCAGCGUGGGUCUCCCGGCACUUGCGCACCGGUCGCACGGUGCCCAAAUGGAACCUGUUCAGUUUGUGUUGGGGUCAAGCCCCCCCUUACUCACUUGCCUCAUAUGGAGGAUUUCCUGGGACCUUGCCUUUUUUUGUGUGCAGAGUGUGGUGCCAUAGAAUGGACUGUUGACGUUUGGUACCAUCCCGACCGCACAUUUGUUGUAAAUAAAAAGUUCUGUUAUAUUCCGUUAA